GCUGUUUGGUCCGGCGGGGAGGGUGGGGGAAAGCUGACGGGAGGACAUGCAGGCUCGCUACUCCGUGUCCAGUCCCAACUCCCUGGGAGUGGUGCCGUACCUCGGCGGAGAGCAGAGCUACUACCGCGCCGCGGCGGCGGCGGCCGGCGGGGGCUACACGGCCAUGCCGGCCCCGAUGAGCAUGUACUCCCACCCGGCCCACGAGCAGUACCCGGCCGGCAUGGCCCGAGCCUACGGGCCCUACACGCCGCCGCCGCAGCCCAAGGAUAUGGUGAAGCCUCCCUACAGCUACAUCGCCCUCAUCACCAUGGCCAUCCAGAACGCGCCCGAUAAGAAGAUCACCUUGAACGGGAUCUACCAGUUCAUCAUGGAGAGGUUCCCUUUCUACCGGGACAACAAGCAGGGCUGGCAGAACAGCAUCCGCCACAACCUGUCCCUCAACGAGUGCUUCGUCAAGGUGCCCCGCGACGACAAGAAGCCCGGCAAGGGCAGCUACUGGACCCUCGACCCGGACUCCUACAAUAUGUUCGAGAACGGCAGCUUCCUCCGCCGCCGCCGCCGCUUCAAGAAGAAGGACGCCGUCAAGGACAAGGAGGAGAAGGACCGCCUGCACCUCAAGGACCAUGCCCCGCCGCGCCCGCCGCCGCCCGCCGAGCCCGAGGGCGGCCCCGCCGGGGGCCCCGCCGCGCCGCCGCCUCCCGUGCGCAUCCAGGACAUCAAGACGGAGAACGGCACCGCUUCGCCGCCGCAGCCCGUGUCCCCCCCGGGCGCCGCGCCGCCGCUCGGCGCCGUGCCCAAGAUCGAGAGCCCCGACAGCAGCAGCAGCCUGUCCAGCGGCGGCAGCCCCCGCAGCACCCUCCCCUCCAGCCGCUCCCUUAGCAUGGAGGCUCCCGAGCCGCCGCCUCCCCCCCCUCCGCCGCCGCCCCCGCCGCCGCCGCCGCCGCAGCAGCAGCAGCCGCACCACCACGGCCCGGGCUUCAGCGUGGACAACAUCAUGACCUCGCUGCGGGGCUCGCCGCAAGCCGCGGGCGAGCUGGGCGCGGGGCUGCUGUCGCCCCCCGCCGCCGCGCCGCGCACGGGCAUCCCGCCCGCGCUCUCCCUCGGCGGCUACUCGCCGGGACACAGCUCCGUCUACGGUUCCCCCUGCGGCCAGGCGGCCGCGGGCUCCGCCGCCGGCACCUACCACUGCAACAUGCAGGCGAUGAGCCUCUACGCGGCGGCGGGCGGCGCGGAGCGCCCGGGCCACCUGCCCGCCGCCGCCAGCCCCGCCGAGGACGCGCUGCCCGAGUACGCGCUGCCCGCGGGCGGCGGCGGCGCGGGGGGCGGCGGGGCGCUGGGGCACGGCGGGCUGGGCGGCGCGGCGGGCGGCCACCAGGAGGGGCACCACGCGCACCCGCACCCGCACCAGGGCCGCCUGGCCUCCUGGUACCUCAACCAGGCGGCGGCGGCGGCGGCGGCGGCGGCGGCAGCGGCGGGGGAGCUGGGCCCGCUGGCGGGCGCGGCGGGCUACGCGGGGCCGCAGCAGGGCUUCGCCGCCGCCCCCAGGGAGGUGUUCGAGGCGCCGCGGCUGGGGCUCAGCGCCUCGCCCGGCGGCGGCGGAGGAGGAGGAGGAGGUGGAGGGGGCGGCGGGGCGGCGGGGGGCGGCGGAGCGGGGGGAGGCGGCGGCGGCAGCUGUCAGAUGGCGUUCCCCGGCAGCCAGCCGCUCUACCGCACCUCCGGGGCUUUCGUCUACGACUGCGGCAAGUUCUGAGCGCGACCCGCCGCGGGGACACCGCCGGCACCGCCAGCCCUCGCCGCGCCCGCGAAAAGCUUUUGUACAGAGACAGCCCCAAAGCAUGUCUUGGUUUGUUAAAGGACAGUGUUACUCCAAUAACACAAAUUAUUCACAACGAAAAUAUCACUCGCGGGGCUGAGGGUCCCCGCGGCGGGCGGUGAAUCGUGCGGUCCCUGCACGGAGGUGGGUCCGGGGCCGCAGAGGUGACACGUUGGUGCUGGUAGGGGAAAAAAGGCCUGGCGAGCUUGUUUAGAAACCGUAGCGGGCUUCCAAGGGCAGCGGAGCGGGGCGGGAGCCUGCGGGCAGCGCUCCUGCCUGCGAGGGGCAGCGGGGGCAGCGCGGGGGCCGCGGGUCCCUCUUGCGCUUCCCUCCCCUUGCGAGCAGGAGGCGAACGCGAGUGUCCCUUCUCACCUGUGAUUGUCUCCCAGCAGAACUGGGCCUGCCCUGAAGGCCAAAAGAGAUGCGGUCCGACCCUGCGUGGAGGUGGGAACGGGACCUGCGCCCGGGCAGCAGCCGAAAGGUGCCCCCGUGAGGCCUCAGCAUCUUUAGUGGCAGCCGGGACAGCGAGCGGGGACGCUUGGCCCCAGCCUUGCCUACAGAGCGGUCCAUUAGGUGCCAGGUGAACUCCUGCAUCACCAGAUAUUCAACAGAAACCUCCUCAUAUGAGAUCUUUAAUAGCAGCACUUGCUGAAGGACAGGGAACAGCAGAAACACACUUGUUGCCAAACUGUGCGUUUAAAUGGAAGGAGAAGAAGCAGAUGGGGAAAUCAGUCUGCAGACGGUGUUUACUAGCACAAUCAGCACCUGAGGCAGUACUUAUUCUGAAAUUACAGAGGGUCUGUCCUGCCUUCUUCAGGGGAUAUCAUCUCAGGAGAUUCAAUAGGACUUGAUAGAUUGAAUACCUUUAAAUCAAGGAGGAUGCUGAACUAUGUUUGUGCAGGAUUCCCUAAUGGGUAGGACAACUGCAGCCUAUAUUCCCUGUAAUGCAUGAAAUCCCCAAAAAUCAGAAUGGACCUUAGCAGGCCACAUACAAAGGCUUGGCCAGCUGUCAACCCCAAAAAUUCAAAAAUUAUGACACUGGCUUAUGAGUACAAUGAUGCUGUGCUCUCUCCACUUUAACUUUGGAAUUGUUUUGAUUUGCCUGUGUUAAUAAAACCUGAGAAUUUUUUUUUUUUCAGUGAAGGCACAACAUGUCAUUCCACUGGGUAAAAUAGAAACAUGGCCCUUAACGAUUGUCACGUGGCUAUCUUUCACCAAAAGUGACUGCAAAGAAAUGUGUGAGUUUAUAAGAACAGUAGUUUAAGAGUUAAAACUUAGCAUCAUCAGAUUCUGUUGGACUUUGGGACACAGUCAAGACAGCACAUUGGUCAUUACAUUAUCAGAGAUAAGUGAAAAAAGAUAUAAUAAAGUUAAUUCUCUGUAAAAAGAAAUCCCAGUGCAACUGUAAUUCUUUACAGCUAUACAACAGAAAAUAACAUACAGAAACUGAAGAGAGAAGACUGUUGUUACUGGUAACACCUGAAACAACAGGCGAAUUACUAGCUAUCAUAGGUUCAAGGUCUGUUGUUCUGGAACCUGCAAAAUGAGCAGCAAAAAACAACAAAAAAAGAAAAACUCAUCUUGAGAGUUUACAGUAAAAGCUCAGCAUACUUGAAUUUUCAGAACAAUCUGAAAUUCAGAUAAGGAGAAAUCAAUGCCAUGUGAAACUUGCAAAUAACUUUCUAAAAAUAAGUCAAAUAAGGAAAUUUCUGUUUUAAUUGUAAGGAAUGAAACAGAGCAGCUGAAGUAGUCAUAGAUAUUUCUCUUCCAUGGCUUCCCCUCCACCCCCCUUUUAUUCUGCAUUCCAUAGUUCCAAAUGGAGGAGUCAUCCACAGGUCACACCACUGCCUCCGGUGCUACUUAAACAAUUUUUCAAAAUGUAUCUUCACACUGGUGACACGCACAUCCCACGUAGGUUGGAUUUCCAUGAGUGGUUGUUAUCUGAGCCCCCUGCUGCUGCCCCGAUCCCCCAUCCACUUCCUUCUCCUGGUUCCCUUGUUCCCAAGGCUAGCUGGGCUCAGCUGCUUGGCUGUCACAGCAUCACCCCAGGGUUUAGGGAAAUUUUAGACAAGCUCACUCAUUUCCAGGAGACUCUCCUCCCAGCAAAUGCAUGCCCCUGAGAUGUCUCCAGGGCAUCGGCUCACCUGAUUAUCUGACAUGGGCUUCCUUGUAAGCAGCAGUAGUUAAUACGAGGCCCAUAAGGACUGAAUUAACCACCAUGUCACUCAGCAGAUUACCAAGAAAACUUCUUACAGGAAAAGUGCUUGCUUGUUUUGGGCUGCUUGUGGGAUCAGCUUUCUUCUAUCACUGAGCAGCUGGGGCAUUAUCCAGCCUUUAACAAAGGCUGCCCAGUGGUGUCCCAGGAGCCCUGGAGCACACGUGCCCACACACACCUCCUUUUGCUUUUCCUCUCAGGACACUAGGUGAAAAGCUGCAUCCUGCAACCUUGUGCACUGGGAAGAUCCCUCUUGUCUCCUGGGCCCUUCUCAUACCAGCUGUGGAACAGAGGAAGAACAGGACCCAGUGGCUCUGCCUCCAUCUCCUGCGUGUCUCCCCUGGGAUGUUACUUCUCCACAAUGCCUUGACUGCUGCUAGACAAAAACCAUGGAGUGUUGUGAAAGCUCUAUCCCUCCUGUAUUUUACAGACAGGACUCAAAAAAAGCGCAGGAUUUUGGCAGCUUUGCCAGGUGUAUGGACUCUACCAUCUUCGUCAAAGUUCAUGCCUGCCAGGUCAACUCAUGUGCCAGUUAGCACAUGUCAAGCUGAGAACUGAUAAAGAUGAAGAGCUUAAAUUUCUGGACAGUCCAACCUCCUUGAUACAUCUCAUAUGCUCUGGCUAUUGUCUAGACAAAGCAAGCAGGUAACCCUUCUCUCAACAUAUGAAGAAGAGGGCCAGAAUAACAUCCUGUGAUGUUUGCAUUAUGUAGCUUCAAGAUAUUUGACUUUGUACCUUA
Messenger RNA from Cuculus canorus (common cuckoo), 4767 nucleotides. RefSeq names its product forkhead box C1 (gene FOXC1). Gene Ontology annotation, molecular function: DNA-binding transcription factor activity, RNA polymerase II-specific; RNA polymerase II cis-regulatory region sequence-specific DNA binding. The coding region runs from base 47 to 1750 and encodes 567 amino acids. The record is from RefSeq and is a predicted model, not a curated record. The transcript is spliced from 4 exons. Gene Ontology annotation, biological process: regulation of transcription by RNA polymerase II; cell differentiation; anatomical structure morphogenesis. NCBI's taxonomy places the organism in Eukaryota, Metazoa, Chordata, Aves, Cuculiformes, Cuculidae.